UUGUAUGCUAUUUUGAGGCUGUAUGAUGCUGUAAUAUGCUAAAUAAACUUGUGAUGUGGUUCUUAUUUCCGGUAUUCUAGUUAUUCGCCAUGAGUUGUGCAAAGGCUUUCCUUUUUUUCUUCAACUUCAUCUACUUGGGUGUAGCUGGUGCUAUCAUUUAUGUUGCCGUAUGGCUAAUUAAAAAGUUUGGAGACAUCACAAAGGUUACAACUGAUGAGUACACUCUGGUACCGUGUGGAAUCCUAGUUGGAGUGGGUGUCCUGAUCUUUAUAACUGCCUUGUUUGGUUGCUGUGGAAUAUGCCGUGAUAACAAGUGCUGUCUGUCCAUGUUCUUUGCAUUACUUUUCAUUGUUUUUGCACUGGAGAUCGCAGCAGGUGCCCUAGGAUACGUCUACAAGGAUAAGGCUAAAAGCUUUGUGCAUGAUGGUUUCCAAGAUGCAAUCAAGCAUUAUGAUGAUAAAGACACAAAUUUAGAUAAAGCUGUAGAUGGUCUCCAGGAAAAUCUGAAAUGUUGUGGCAACACUGGCAGUAUUGAUUGGUUUCCAUAUUUUUUGAAACACCAUCAUUAUCCUUAUUCUUGCUGUCCCAAAGAUGCACAGAUUUGUACAAAACGGCACAUUUACUCUGAGGGCUGCUUGAAAAAAUUGACCGAGGAGGUUAAAGACAACCUUAGUUACAUUAUGGGAUCAGGUAUUGGACUGGCUGUGCUUCAACUUCUGGGAAUGAUUGGAGCAUGUUGGUUGAUGUGUAUUCGGCAGUCUGGAUACCUUCAACUGGAGGGUGGAUUACGAGUCUGAUCAGAUGGAUACGCACUGCUAAUUCUUUUGUUAAACUUGGCAGAUUUAAAGCUGUUAUUUUCUGUUUUAGUAAUAUAAUGUGGAUCAUGAUGUGAAGUGUUGUUCAAGUUAGAUCACUAGUCUGUUUGAAUAGACAGCUGCUUAAAUUUAUAGCCUAGUAUAGUGUUUUGAGUAACAAUCUUGGUUGGUUUUUAAUCUGCUAUCCGAUAUGGAUGCAAUUGUUUGUAAUGGAUUGAUCAAUUAAAGUGUAGAUUCCCUAUGUUAAUUUAAA
Messenger RNA from Stylophora pistillata, 1068 nucleotides. RefSeq names its product tetraspanin-3. Gene Ontology annotation, cellular component: plasma membrane. The record is from RefSeq and is a predicted model, not a curated record. NCBI's taxonomy places the organism in Eukaryota, Metazoa, Cnidaria, Anthozoa, Scleractinia, Pocilloporidae.